Molecule: messenger RNA, 1300 nt
Organism: Limanda limanda (common dab)
Lineage: Eukaryota; Metazoa; Chordata; Actinopteri; Pleuronectiformes; Pleuronectidae
Gene: myct1a
Product: myc target 1a
Exons: 2
Coding region: 236-853 (205 amino acids)
Cellular component (GO): nucleoplasm
Source: RefSeq, a predicted model, not a curated record
CUCUGGGGCUGAGGCGCUCUCUGAGGGGGACAGACUUUUACUGACAGGGCAAGUGAGCAAGGGACAAAAGAGGGAGAAAGUGAGAGGACGGGAAAGAGAGGAGGAAAAAAUAGACAGGAAAAAAAGAAAGAGCAAGAGCUGACAGAAGAGAAGGAGAAGGGAGAAGAAGAGAGAGUAAAAUAAAGACUGAGAGUUGAGUCUCUCUCUCUUCUCCUCUAACUGAACAGAUUAAGUCAUGGCCGAGAACAACACAAAUCUCUUUCUGGAAAUACUUGAGUCGUUUGAUGCGGUCCCUCUCAUAAUAGCUUUCUGCGUGUCCAUGGGAGUGGGCCUGGUUUUGGGGGCCCUGGUUUACGUGCUGUUGACCUGGAUGUCCCGCCGCAGAGCAGGCUCUGCCAGCAUCACCCGCCGCCCCCCACGUCCAUCACGCACCAGCUCACGCAACCGUCCCGGCUUCAACCGCAACAGCAGCUACGACCGGCGCAGCAACAACAGCUUGGUCAGCGCCGCUUUCAGCUUCCACCGGCAGACGUCCUCCCCGGAUCACUUCGACCCCCUGGGGCACAAAUCCAGCUUCAGGGCCUCCACUUUCCACCCGCUGCUCCAGUGCAGCCAGAUCGCAAGGGAGGCCGAGGAGGGAAGUCAGACCACGCUGCCUCGGACCCCGACUCUGACCUCCACGUCUGAUCCGGGCGUGGAGGUCAGAGGUCACACUGCGGCCCAGGCAGCUGCUACCCCACCUAGACCUGAGUCGUUUUGGGGGGGCAAUGGUGUGAGGGGUUUGCAGGCUACGCAGACCCCCCCUCCAGCUUAUGAGAGCAUUAUCAGAGCUUAUCAGGAAACGCGCACCUGAGGAGGAGAGGGAGCACCAUGCACGCUGACAAUGAAUGAAUGGGUUGACAAAUGGAUUCAUGAAUGAAACUGGAAUCGAGCUGUAUUGAUUUAUGUGACCAGGUGGAGCUGGGCGGAGCGGACAUGGAAGUCAAAGUCAAAUCGAGUGUCCUGCCCGAGACAACAACAAUCUGCAGCAGCAAUCAGUUUCGGUUAGUUAAUAUAUAUUUCGACAAAAGCAUCAUUGAGUUUCAGCAUUCAAUACUGAUUGUUUUAAAUUUAAAAAUCAUUGUUUGACACUUCAUUGUAUGCUUGCACAGAAUCUUUGUUUAGUCUCGACCAGGAAAAUCUACAUAUGCAUAUUGUUGGUUGGGCAUUCAUGAUGCAAGGCAAGACUUGUGCUUCAAACCCUGCUGAUCACCGAAUAUAUGCAAGAGAGAGAUAAAGUGUGUGUGUGUGUGUGUGUGUG